UUGAAAAAUCGGAAAACCCUGACGUCUUUGAAUGAGGGAUUGAAUGAGAAAUGGCGUCGAAGUUGAAAACGUGUUUUGUAUGGUGGAACCUGAGUGGCUUCAACUAUGUUAACCACUCUAAGGGAAAUGGUAGGAUAGUGCAAGUUUCAUUUCCAGGUUCUUGCAAAAUGCGACACCGAACCACUUUCAGUUUGCAGAAUAAUAGGCAACAGAUCAAGCCUUCCAUUGAGGAAGUUCUCUGUCAAAAUCAAGAUGAGAAAGAAGAUUUAGAGGUUUCAUUCAAUGACUAAGAAACUCCAAGAACUUGUUAUCCAAACGAAAGAAUUGAAGCUUGAUUGAGGGAAUUUGAAUAGGUUUGCUAAGAAGGGAGCCUUAAUGUAUUUGAAUAUAAAUCACGAUAAACAUAUAUGGCCUACGAAGAACAGAGUGAACAUGAGGUUAUUUCUGCAUUUCUUGGUCUUUUAUCUUCUGCAACAAGAUUACAUGUGAUUCAUAUUGUAGCAGAGAUGGCACCAGUACCUAAGGCUGUUGAGUUUGCACGAAAGCUUGCCGAAAAACACUUAUUUCGACAUGUUACUGUUGAAAAUCUAUUUGAGGAUGGAAACCACCUGUAUCGGGUUUUGGAUGAUGACCUCAUUGUGGUGUCACAAUGUCACAACAUUUCUAGAGGCAUAAGCACCUUGAAGCCCAAGCCUUUAGCGGAAAAUUGCGUCAAGACUAAGGUUUCUGUCCAGUGCAAUAUUUGAAGCCUAUGCUUAUGAAGAUGGACGUCUUGUUGAUUAUACAAGUAUACAUGGAAGUGAGGAGU
Messenger RNA from Vigna radiata var. radiata (mung bean), 808 nucleotides. RefSeq lists its product as uncharacterized. The transcript has 5 exons. The record is from RefSeq and is a predicted model, not a curated record. Bases 408 to 746 code for a protein of 112 amino acids. Lineage: Eukaryota; Viridiplantae; Streptophyta; Magnoliopsida; Fabales; Fabaceae.